UAGUGAAUUAUUGCGCAUUCCCACAUGGAGUUCACCUUGCACGGAAAGGGAAAACUAAAAUCCAUAUAUAAAGUGUUAAAUUGAUUUAAUAGACUUGCCCACCAGGCCGUAUCUUAGUUCAAUGCAUAAUGGAUUUAAUAACUAUCUUGGAAAAGACUACAUCCUCUGAUCAAACCGAUAUAGAGCAAGCACAGAAAUUUCUUGAACAAGCAGCUCAGCAAAAUCUGCCUGAGCUGCUGAAAUCACUGUCGGAAAUUUUGAAAAAUGGUACAAACAGUCCAGUGGCACGUAUGCAGGCAGGUCUUCAGUUGAAGAAUGCUCUGUAUUCGAAAGAUGCUGCAUUGAAAAUUGAGUACCAGCAGAGAUGGCUACAGUUCCCGGAAGAUGUCAGGAAUUUUGUCAAAUUGAAUGUUUUGUCAAGUUUAGGAACAGAAACAGUACGGCCGAGCUCAGCUGCACAGUGCGUAGCAAAUGUAGCCUGUACAGAGCUUCCACAAGGUCUGUGGCCGGAGUUGAUCAACACCCUUUGUAACAAUGUGACUAGCCCGGGCAGUACUGAGAUGAUGAAGGAAUCAUGUUUAGAAGCUAUAGGAUACAUUUGUCAAGAUAUCGAGCCAGAAAUUCUACAGACACAGUCCAAUGAAAUUCUGACAGCUAUAGUUCAUGGAAUGAAGAAAGAGGAAACAAGUAAUAAUGUUCAAAUCGCAACAAAUGCUCUUCUUAACUCCUUGAAUUCCCAAAAGCCAAUUUUUCAAAAGUCAGAAAGACAUUUUAUCAUGCAAGUGGUAUGUGAAGCAACGCAAUCUGAAGAACCGUGUUAGAGAGCAGCUUGGGAGUGUCAGUUAAGAUCAGCAUUAUAUUUCUAACAUGGAAAAUAUAUGGGUCCACUUUAAUUUUUGAUAACAAUGGAGGCAAUGAAAUCAGAUGUUGACGACAUAGCACUACAAGGUAUUGAGUUUUGGUCCACUGUCUGUGAUGAGGAAGUUGAUCUAGCAAUAGAACUUUCAGAGGCAGCAGAAGCGGGUAAACCACCAGAAAGAACGAGCAGAUUUUAUGCCAAAGGCGCUCUACAAUACCUUGUUCCUAUUUUACUGGCUUGUCUUACCAAACAGGAAGAAUUUGAUGAUGAUGAUGAAUGGAAUCCAUGUAAAGCAGCAGGUGUCUGUUUGAUGUUGAUGGCCACGUGUUGCGAGGAUGACAUCAUACAACAUGUACUCCCAUUUGUAAAAGACAAUAUACAUCAUGAAGACUGGAGAUUUAGGGAUGCAUCUGUCAUGGCUUUCGGUUCUAUAUUAGAGGGACCAGAUCCAACAACAUUAAAACAACUAGUUGAUCAAGCUUUACCUAUGUUGAUAGAAAGUUUAAAAGAUCCAAGUGUAAUUGUUCGCGAUACUGGUGCAUGGACAAUAGGACGCGUGUGUGAAAUCUUGCCUGAAGCAGUGAUAAAUGAACAGUUUUUAAAUCCAUUAUUACAUGCCCUUGUGCAAGGAUUAGAAACAGAACCCAGAGUGGCUAGCAAUGUUUGCUGGGCAUUUUCCAGUUUAGCAGAAGCUGCCUUUGAGAAUGCUGAACAACCAGAAGAUGGGUCAGAUCCUGCUACUUGCUGUUUAUCAUCAUAUUUUGAACAAAUUGUACAUAAGCUUAUGCAAACCGCAGACAGACCUGAUGGCAACCAGAAUAAUUUAAGAAAUGCAGCGUAUGAGGCUAUCAUGGAAAUGAUGAAAAAUAGUACAAAGGAUUGUUAUCAGAUAGUUUUACGAACACUUGUGUUAGUCCUAGAAAAAUUAGAAAGAGUUCUUCAGAUGGAGAAUGAUAUACAAAUGUCUUCAGAUAGAUCACAAUACAACGAUUUGACAUCCCUUUUAUGUGCCACUUUACAGAGUGUAUUAAGAAAAGUUACAUCAGAUGAUGCACCACAGAUCUCUGACCAGAUCAUGAGCACAUUGUUACGCAUGUUCCAGUCAUCUACUGGAAAAUCCGGAGGUGUUCAGGAAGAUGCUUUGUUAGCAGUUUCCACUCUUACUGAAGUUUUAAGUGAGAACUUCUUGAAGUACAUGGAUGCCUUCAAACCAUUCCUGUUCCUGGCCCUCAAGAAUCAUGCAGAGUACCAGGUGUGUAUAGCUGCUGUUGGGUUAGUUGGUGAUUUGAGUCGUGCACUCGGUCAGAAAAUCCUGCCAUACUGUGAUGAGAUUAUGAUGUUACUACUAGAAAACCUUGGGAAUGUUGGUGUGCAUAGAUCUGUGAAGCCUCAGAUACUCUCAGUUUUUGGUGAUAUAGCACUGGCAGUUGGUCCUUACUUUAAAAACUAUUUGGAAGUUGUAUUGACCACGCUCCAGCAGGCAACACAAGCUCAAGUUGAUAAGACUGAUUAUGACAUGAUAGAUUAUUUGAAUGAACUACGUGAGGGUUGUUUAGAAGCCUAUACUGGCAUGGUUCAGGGAUUGAAAGGAGACAGCGAGUCGCCUAAUCCUGAUGUUGCUCUGCUCCAACCACAUGUGGGCCACAUGAUAUCAUUCAUAGAACACAUAGCCCUUGAUGAAGAUCAUAGUGAUAGUAAUGUAUCAGCAUGCUGCGGGUUAAUAGGAGAUCUUUGUUCGACCUUUGGUGCCAGCAUUUUACCAUUGGUUGAUAAAGAACCAAUAACGGGUCUUCUUACAAAAGGAAGAAGGUCAAAGGCCACAAAAUGUAAAACAUUAUCCACCUGGGCAACUAAAGAAAUCAGGAAAUUGAAAAACGCUGCACAGUCCUGGUAA
Messenger RNA from Mercenaria mercenaria, 2753 nucleotides. RefSeq names its product importin subunit beta-1-like. Gene Ontology annotation, cellular component: nucleus; cytoplasm. Lineage: Eukaryota; Metazoa; Mollusca; Bivalvia; Venerida; Veneridae. Gene Ontology annotation, biological process: protein import into nucleus. Gene Ontology annotation, molecular function: nuclear import signal receptor activity; small GTPase binding. The record is from RefSeq and is a predicted model, not a curated record.